Strongylocentrotus purpuratus (purple sea urchin) is the source of this 1155-nucleotide messenger RNA. RefSeq names its product GATA zinc finger domain-containing protein 14-like. The transcript is spliced from 2 exons. The record is from RefSeq and is a predicted model, not a curated record. Lineage: Eukaryota; Metazoa; Echinodermata; Echinoidea; Camarodonta; Strongylocentrotidae. Bases 1 to 1155 code for a protein of 384 amino acids.
AUGCAUGAUACCAAUAACGGAAUAGAGCGACAAAACAAGAUCUUCAAAUACAACUACAUGGAGCAGAACCGAGAUCUUCAGGUAAAUACCAAUAAUGGAAUAGAGCGACAGAACAAGAUCUUCAAAUACAACUACCUGGAGCAGAACCCAGAUCUUUAUGUAAACACCAACAACGGAAUAGAGCGCCAAAACAAGAUCUUCAAAUACAACUACAUGGAGCAGAACCCAGAUCUUCAGGUAAAUACCAAUAAUGGAAUAGAGCGACAGAACAAGAUCUUCAAAUACAACUACAUGGAGCAGAACCCAGAUCUUCAGGUAAAUACCAAUAAUGGAAUAGAGCGACAGAACAAGACCUUCAAAUACAACUACAUGGAGCAGAACCCAGAUCUUCAGGUAAAUACCAAUAAUGGAAUAGAGCGACAGAACAAGACCUUCAAAUACAACUACAUGGAGCAGAACCCAGAUCUUCAGGUAAAUACCAAUAAUGGAAUAGAGCGACAGAACAAGACCUUCAAAUACAACUACAUGGAGCAGAACCCAGAUCUUCAGGUAAAUACCAAUAAUGGAAUAGAGCGACAGAACAAGAUCUUCAAAUACAACUACAUGGAGCAGAACCCAGAUCUUCAGGUAAAUACCAAUAAUGGAAUAGAGCGACAGAACAAGACCUUCAAAUACAACUACAUGGAGCAGAACCCAGAUCUUCAGGUAAAUACCAAUAAUGGAAUAGAGCGACAGAACAAGACCUUCAAAUACAACUACAUGGAGCAGAACCCAGAUCUUCAGGUAAAUACCAAUAAUGGAAUAGAGCGACAGAACAAGAUCUUCAAAUACAACUACAUGGAGCAGAACCCAGAUCUUCAGGUAAAUACCAAUAAUGGAAUAGAGCGACAGAACAAGACCUUCAAAUACAACUACAUGGAGCAGAACCCAGAUCUUCAGGUAAAUACCAAUAAUGGAAUAGAGCGACAGAACAAGAUCUUCAAAUACAACUACAUGGAGCAGAACCGAGAUCUUCAGGUAAACACCAACAACAGAAUAGAGCGCCAAAAUAAGAUCUUCAGAUACAACUACCUGGAGCAGAAGAAAGACCUUGGCAUUUCUGGAAUGGUCUCUGUCCUCAUCACAGAAUACCUGUGGCAGAUGGUGUCACCGUAA